UAAACAUUAGAAAAUUGCAGAUAGGUUACCUGAGUGAGGCGCUGUGAGAGAAACCCAAACCCUAAUUGCGAAGAUGGCGCAGCAGACACCACCAGCAUUAGAGCAGGUCCAGUGUUUCGGCCGCAAGAAGACGGCGGUGGCAGUUACUUACUGCAAACGCGGCCGCGGCCUAAUCAAGAUCAACGGAUGUCCUAUUGAGCUCGUCGAGCCGGAGAUCCUCCGCUUCAAGGCUUUCGAGCCCAUCCUCCUCCUCGGCCGCCACCGUUUUGCCGGAGUUGACAUGCGCAUCCGUGUCAAGGGCGGUGGACAUACCUCCCAGAUCUACGCCAUCCGUCAAAGCAUCGCCAAGGCUCUCGUCGCCUACUACCAGAAGUACGUCGAUGAGCAGUCCAAGAAGGAGAUCAAAGACAUCCUCGUCAGGUACGACCGCACACUCCUCGUUGCUGAUCCUCGCCGCUGCGAGCCCAAGAAGUUCGGUGGUCGCGGUGCUCGCGCCAGGUUCCAGAAAUCCUACCGUUGAUUUCAGUCCCUUUUCCCCUUUCUUUAUAUUUUAUCGAAAUGUCUUGAUAGUACUCUCUGCUUUUUGUGUUUCGCAGAGUUUUUAAUCAGAUUUUGGAUACUCUUAUAUAAUGUUUUAGCUAAAUUUUAGUUCUGUCGUUAAUUUCAAUAUAAUUGUUUGAACUUAGUGAGUUAUCGAUAUUUGUAGUGUUUUGUGAGGAACAGUAAAUUGAAUGAAAGUUGCAAUAGUAAUAGUGAUGGGGAAAAAUAAAUCAGAUUUGUUGAGUGACCAAAAUUAGUGAGUCAAGUAAGGUUGCGGACAAUUUAGUUCAGUCUUUAGUGAAAGAGAUUCAUCUGGUUCUGAUUCUGAUUCGUUUAUAAGUGAGUUUGAGGAAGAGAAUGGAAUUGUCGUAUUAAUAUAA
Molecule: messenger RNA, 920 nt
Organism: Vigna radiata var. radiata (mung bean)
Lineage: Eukaryota; Viridiplantae; Streptophyta; Magnoliopsida; Fabales; Fabaceae
Product: 40S ribosomal protein S16-like
Exons: 1
Coding region: 74-520 (148 amino acids)
Biological process (GO): maturation of SSU-rRNA from tricistronic rRNA transcript (SSU-rRNA, 5.8S rRNA, LSU-rRNA); translation
Cellular component (GO): ribosome; cytosolic small ribosomal subunit
Molecular function (GO): RNA binding; structural constituent of ribosome
Source: RefSeq, a predicted model, not a curated record